AUGCCAAUUAUGGACGAGAGAAUAGAACAGUUAGAGAAACAACUCAGCGAGAUCGAUAAUGAAAAUCAAGAACUUCUUCAAGAGUUGAGGGAUCACUUGGAUCCAUCGCUCCACAGUUUAAUGACGAAAUUGUACUCUGAUCUUGAGAACCUGGAAUAUACCCAAGACGAAACCACGAUAUUGAAUGAAAUUAUAAGCAACGAGGACCCAUUAUUUUCAAGUAACGAGGCCCCCCAACUUUCUUUAGGAAGUUUAGAUAAAACCAGAGAUAGUCAAGGAUUCGCUGACCAAAUGGAUCCAUCAAUAUCUAAGUUUUUCAAAACUACGAACAGGAAAAGAAGAUUUGAUAACCUAGAAGGCAAACUAAAUGAGGAAACUAAGUUGCAAAUGCUCAAGAAAAAGACAGAGCAGGAAUUGAUUGACUCAACAAUGGUUGAGAGCUUGACAAGAUUGUUUGGCAUAACAGCAUUUGCAGUUAGUGAUCCUUCCUUUAUAUCUCAUGCCCAAAACAACGCUUCUUCAGAGGGCCUUUACAACGAUGAACAUCACUUGUUGGGUAUACGACUAGAUACUUAUAAUGAGACCACCAAGCAAUUCCAAGCCCCGUACUAUAUUAUCCUAAAGAGAAAUGACAAAAACGACGAGUUUUUCAUAUUCAAGCACACCAUACCUAAGUAUAUCCAUUUAACUGAACUCGAAUCCCGCUAUUUGAACCUUGACUUGAAUAAAUUUGUCAGUGAGGUCUAUACCAGGCUUUCGUUGGUGCUUCGAAAGAAAAUUAUGCUCGAGAAAGUCGAAACCAGUUUGAAAGGUAUCGAACUAAUUGAUGCGGAUUUAUCGUUCAGCAAAGUGACAUUUCAACUUUCAAAUGGGUUAAAAUUGCAAUUGCUGUUGGACUUUACUGAAGUAGCUAAUGCCUGUGUAUUGGAAAGCGCAAAUGCUAGAUUAAGCACUGAUAAAAAAUUGUUGGUUCAAAGUAUUAUGAAGGGAUCCUAUUUUACUUUAGUUGAUAAGUUUCAGUCAGCUUUAGAAGUAAUGAAGCCCGAUUAUAGUAUGUAG
Molecule: messenger RNA, 1059 nt
Organism: Saccharomycopsis crataegensis
Lineage: Eukaryota; Fungi; Ascomycota; Saccharomycetes; Ascoideales; Saccharomycopsidaceae
Gene: MCM21
Product: Mcm21p
Exons: 1
Coding region: 1-1059 (352 amino acids)
Cellular component (GO): kinetochore; Mis6-Sim4 complex
Source: RefSeq, a predicted model, not a curated record